Molecule: messenger RNA, 732 nt
Organism: Oncorhynchus gorbuscha (pink salmon)
Lineage: Eukaryota; Metazoa; Chordata; Actinopteri; Salmoniformes; Salmonidae
Product: extensin-1-like
Exons: 2
Source: RefSeq, a predicted model, not a curated record
UCCUCCAGUACCUCCAGUCCUCCAGUACCUCCGGUCCCCCGGUCCUCUGAUCCCCCAGUCCUCCGGUACUUCCAGUCCCCCAGUCCUCUGAUCCUCCAGUCCUCCCGUACCUCCAGUCCCCCGGUCCUCCAGUACCUCCGGUCCCCCAGUCCUCCGGUCCUCCAGUCCUUCAGUCCCCCAGUCCUCCAGUCCUCCGUACCUCCAGUCCUCCAGCCUCCCGGUCUUACAGUACCUCCGGUCCCCCAGUCCUCCGGUCCCCCAGUCCUCCGGUACUUCCAGUCCCCCAGUCCUCUGAUCCUCCAGUCCUCCCGUACCUCCAGUCCCCCGGUACUCCCGUACCUCCAGUCCUCCAGUACCCCCAGUCCUCCGGUACCUCCGGUCCUCCAGUUCCCCGGUCCUCCAGUCCUCCGGUCCCCCAGUCCUCCAGUACCUCCGGUCCUCCAGUUCCCCCAGUCCUCCCGUCCUCCGGUCCUCCAGUACCUCCGGUCCCCCAGUCCUCUAGUCCCCCAGUCCUCCGGUACUUCCAGUCCUCUGAUCCUCCAGUCCUCCAGUCCCCUGUACUCCCAUACCUCCAGUCCUCCAGUACUUCCAGUACCUCCGGUCCCCCGGUCCUCUGAUCCCCGGUCCCUCUGGUUUGUCCUCUGGUCCCCGGUCCCAGUCCUCCAGUACCUCCAGUCCCCUGUAGUCCUCCAGUCCCCCGGUCCUCAGUACCUCCGGUCCCCCAGUCCCUAG